CAAUAGUUUAUUUGAUUCUUCCCGCCCUGAACGAGUUCUGAAAGCGGGUUUUUUUUUCACUUUCUUUCGGUUGUUUUUUUUUCUCUGUAUGGCCCAAAGAAGAAGAACGUGCAUAGAUGAGAGAGAUGAGAUAUAUUCGCCACUGUUUACCAUCUUACCAUUGGCGAUGAGAAAUUCUUCAUGUCCUUAACCUCUUUUUUUUUCUUUUUUGCCUCUUCUUUCUUUUCUUUUCUCUUUUCUCUUUUCUUUUCUCCUCUUCACCUUCUCCUCCAUCCUCCAUCCUCCCCCACAAACCACGACUCCUAUUUUUUUAUUUUUCAUCUCCUUCAGCCAUGCCUCACCACGAGACUGAUCCUCUUAUCGAGCGCGUUGAACGCGGCCUUGGAUUGAACAGGGAACAUCUAUAUGAACCUCGCAGCAAGUGGGCUGGCGUUCGCCACAAGUUCAGAAAGGCUUUUGCAGAGUUUUUCGGAACUCUUCUCUUGAUUGCCUUUGGUUCCGGAGCUGUUGCUCAGUUGAUCUUCUCAAACAACAGUUCGUGGUUCGCCAUGUGCUUUGGAUGGGGUCUUGGAUUGGUUGUUGCUAUUUAUGUUGCUGGAGGUGUCUCGGGCGCUCACUUGAACCCUGCUGUCACCCUUACUCAAGCUGUCUUCCGCGGAUUUUCGUGGGCUGAGGUUCCUAUCUACUGGGCUGCUCAAUUCCUUGGUGCCUUUGUUGGUGCUCUCAUUGUCUACAUCGCCAACUACUCUAGCUUCAAGGGACUCGAUAACGAUGCAACCAUUGGUAUCUUCAUUACUGGACCUCAAAAGUAUGUCAGCACUGGAACUGCAUUCUUUGUAGAGUUCGUUGGCACUGCUCUCUUGCUCAUCGCUAUUCUUGCCACAUCGGACAAGGGCAACCUUCCUGCUGGCAACUUCCAGCCUUUGGUCCUUGGCUUGGUCUUGGUCCUGAUUGGUGAUUCGUUCGGUCACCAGACUGGAUUCGCCCUCAACCCUGCCCGUGACUUGGCCCCUCGUCUGUUCACUGCCUUGUUUGGCUGGGGCUUUGGUGCUUUCAGCCGUCAGGGAUGGUACUUCUGGGUCCCCAUUGUCGCACCCUUCACUGGCGCUCUCGGUGGUGCCUUCAUCUACGAUCUCCUCAUUUAUUCCAGCGGUCCUAGCCCCUUGAACAACUAAGUGUUGGAUCGUUUUUGCUCUAACAGAGGAUGGUAGAUGUUGUAUAUAAAGAUGAAUAAUAUAUAUAUCGACGCGUUGAAUAAAAAAAAUAAAAUGCAUGU
Lobosporangium transversale is the source of this 1276-nucleotide messenger RNA. RefSeq names its product aquaporin-like protein. The transcript is spliced from 3 exons. Gene Ontology annotation, biological process: glycerol transmembrane transport; water transport. The record is from RefSeq and is a predicted model, not a curated record. NCBI's taxonomy places the organism in Eukaryota, Fungi, Mortierellomycota, Mortierellomycetes, Mortierellales, Mortierellaceae. Gene Ontology annotation, cellular component: plasma membrane. Gene Ontology annotation, molecular function: glycerol channel activity; water channel activity. The coding region runs from base 333 to 1175 and encodes 280 amino acids.